AUGAUGCGCCGCACAAGCAGCAUCUCGAGCAUCAGCUCGCAGGCCUCGGACGACGAGACGAUGCAGAUCUUCGUCAAGAACGUCUCGGGCACAUCCACCAUCCCCCUCACGCUCCCAUCCUCCACCUCAAUAUCCACCCUCUCCACGCUCCUCGCCCUGCGCCACAACCUCCCCGCAACCGACCUGCGCCUCGUCCACGCCGGCAAGCACCUCUCCGCGCCCGCGGAAACGCUGUCCAGCCUCGCCCUCCCGCCAAAUACGGUGCUGCACAUGGCGCUGCCCCUGCGCGGCGGCAUGCCGCCCAAGAAGAUACGCUGCUCGUUCAAGGAGUGCAAGGACGCCGCCCAGCGCAUCGUCGGCGACUGCGGCUUCUGCUCCGGCCACUUCUGCGGGAAACAUCGCCUGCUCGAGGACCACAAGUGCGAAGGCUUGGAGGACUGCAAGAAGGAGAGCCACGAGCGGAAUGCGACGAAGCUGAAUAGCGAGCGGACGGUGGCUAUCAAGGGGGUUUGA
Messenger RNA from Paraphaeosphaeria sporulosa, 513 nucleotides. RefSeq lists its product as uncharacterized. The record is from RefSeq and is a predicted model, not a curated record. The transcript has 2 exons. Bases 1 to 513 code for a protein of 170 amino acids. Gene Ontology annotation, molecular function: zinc ion binding; protein binding. Lineage: Eukaryota; Fungi; Ascomycota; Dothideomycetes; Pleosporales; Didymosphaeriaceae.